Molecule: messenger RNA, 705 nt
Organism: Didymodactylos carnosus
Lineage: Eukaryota; Metazoa; Rotifera; Eurotatoria; Philodinida; Philodinidae
Source: the annotation of a GenBank genome assembly
AUGACAAAAAAUGGUAUCAUUCUAAUUGAUGGAGGACUGGGAACAACGCUCGAAUUAAAUGGGUAUACAAUUCAUAAUGAUCCGCUAUGGUCGGGAAAAUAUUUGGUGAAUGACCCAGCGAUUCGUCCAGGCCGGCGCGGACGUGAUCACGACCUCCACAUAUCAAAUUCUCAACGUAUUAUUGAAAACUCGGUUAAAAUUGCAAGAGAUCUGAAAGAUUGGCACAGACCAAGAUUGGAAGCAAUCGUUCGUGCGGAGCCGGAUUUAAUUGCAUUUGAAACGAUUCCUUCUCUCGUAGAAGCCGAAGCUUUAAUUGAUUUGUUGAAAGAGCAUCCUAAUACCAAAGCAUGGCUGACAUACAAUUGCAAGGACACAAAAUCAACAGCAUAUGGCGAACCGAUUGAAGAUGCUGUUAAUGUUUGUUUGAAAUCAAAACAAAUAAUUGCUGUCGGUGUGAAUUGUGUUGAUCCGACGUUAGUUGAACCAAUAGUGGAACGAAUCUCAAACAUUGAUCGUGAUAUCAUAGUAUAUCCGAACGCGGGCAACACGUGGAAUGAAAAAUUAAGACAGUACAAUCCAGAUGGUCAAUCAAUCGUCCCGUUUGUUUCUAAUUAUCUUAAAGCCGGAGUGAAAUGGAUCGGUGGAUGCUGUGGCGUUGAUCCAGAUUCAAUUCGUCAAAUAAAACAACUUCUCGUCGAAGCAUAA